This is a messenger RNA of Python bivittatus (Burmese python), 5277 nucleotides long. NCBI's taxonomy places the organism in Eukaryota, Metazoa, Chordata, Lepidosauria, Squamata, Pythonidae. The record is from RefSeq and is a predicted model, not a curated record.
GAGAGGGGGAAAGGACUCACCACCAUGCUUUGGGAAUUUCUGGUUCUCCUCUGCAGCAUCAUACACCUUUCAGAUCAAAGCCAAAUGGAUCUUUCAAACUAUUUACCAGAGACCUAUUCUGAAGAGCUGAGAAGUCUAGGUGAUCAUCAUUCAGCUCUGGACAAGGGCUCUUGUUCCACCUGGAGCACUGGCCAUUUCUCAACCUUUGACAAUUACCUGUAUGAUUUCUCGGGGACUUGCAAUUAUAUCUUUGCCACUGUCUGCGAUGACAUCUCUCCGGACUUCAACAUACAGUUCCGUCGUAAUCUGAACAAAAAAAUUGCAAGAAUUAUCAUUGGGGUGGGACCCAAUACUAUUACCAUUGAAAAUAGUGUCAUCUCCAUCAAGGAUUAUGGUACAAUCAAAUUGCCAUAUACUAGAAAUGGAAUUCAGAUUACACCAUUUGGGCACCUUAUCCGUUUAUUAGCCAAGUUGAGGGAAAUUGAGCUUGCUGUUUUCUGGAACAAUGAUGACUACCUCAUGGUUUUAAUUGACCAAAAAUAUAUGGCAAAGACAUGUGGACUGUGUGGAAAUUUUGAUGGGCAAGAGUUAAAUGAGUUUCUGAAUGAAGGUAAGCUUCUGGACCCAUAUAAAUAUGCAGCUUUACAGAAAAUUGAUGAUCCUGCAGAGAUCUGUCCUUUCGAAGAGAUGAUGGUUCCUAAUAUUCCUCAUAAGAAAUACGCCAGAGUUUGCCUCCAACUUUUAAGCCUUGUGUCACCGUCAUGCAAUAUUUCAAGGAAGGGGUUUGUUAUCCGUUGCCAACUGGAUAUGCAAGUCUGUAGCAAUCCCGGACACAAAAACUGUACUUGUGCUACUCUUUCAGAAUACUCCAGACAGUGCUCCAUGUCUCAUCAAGAGGUGACCAAUUGGAGGACCAAUGAUUUCUGUUCUCUGGGAAGAUGUCCAGGUAAUCAAAAUUAUAAAGAAUGUGGUUCCACAUGUCUCAAGACAUGUUCCAAUCCUGAAUACAGCUGUUCCAGCUACUGUACCUAUGGCUGCUUCUGUCCAGAAGGCACUGUUUUGGAUGACAUUUCAAAAAGCCAAACAUGCAUUCCUAUUGAACAGUGUCCAUGCACAUUGAAUGGGAAGAUAUAUGCUCCUGGUGAUGUCAUGCAAACAACUUGUGAGAAGUGUAAAUGUACAAUGGGCCAAUGGAGCUGUAAAGAACUACCAUGUCCUGGCAGAUGUUCUUUGGAAGGAGGCUCUUUUGUCACCACUUUCGACUCUAGACCAUACAGAUUCCAUGGUGUCUGCACCUAUAUUCUUUUGAAGAGCCCCAUAUUACCACAUAAUGGAACUCUAAUGGCUGUAUAUGAAAAAUCUGGCUUUUCCAGUUCAGAGACUUCCUUGGCAGCUAUUAUUUAUGUCUCAGAAAAAGAGAAAAUUGUGAUUUCCAAGCAUGAGGCAUUAAGUGAUGAGAAUGAACUUAAGUGGUUACCUUAUAAAGCAGGGGACAUCACCAUCUUCAGACAGUCAUCAGCUCACGUUCAGAUAUACACUACCUUUGGGCUGGAGAUAAUAAUUCAAACUCGUCCAGUAUUUGAAACUUAUAUUAAAGUUGAACAUCAUUUCAGAGGCAAAACCCGAGGGUUAUGUGGUAACUACAAUGGAGAAACAGCAGAUGAUUUCAUGACCAGUAUGGAUAUUAUUGAAGGAACCGCACCCCUUUUUGUGGAUUCUUGGAGAUCAGGGAACUGUCCUCCUGCCGUUGAACAAGAUACAGAUCCUUGUUCUAUGAGUCAGCUGAACAAAAUAUGUGCAGAGACCCACUGCUCUGUUUUAAAAAGGAAUACACUAUUUCAAAAAUGUCAUUCUGCGGUGAAUCCAGAACCAUUUUUCAAGAGAUGUAGAUAUCAGGCAUGUAACUAUGAGGAAACCUUUCCAUAUAUUUGUUCUGUUCUGGGUUCCUAUGCCCGUGAAUGUGCUUCAAAGGGAAUAAUUCUUGGGGAUUGGCGCAGUACUGUCGACAAUUGCACCAUUUCUUGUACUGGAAAUCAGACAUUCAGCUACAAUACAGAAGCUUGUGACCGGACAUGCCUGUCCCUCUCCAGCAGAGAACUUGAAUGUCACCCCACUGAUAUUCCCAUUGAUGGCUGCAAUUGCCCAAAAGGAACCUACCUGAACCACAAAAAUGAGUGUGUCCGGAAAUCUCAAUGUCCUUGCUACCUGAAAGGCAGAAAGGUCAUUCAGGCGGAUCAAUCAACCAUAAUUGGUGGAGCUACCUGCUACUGCAUUAAUGGAAAUCUGACUUGUAUCGGCAGACCAAUGAGCUUCUCAGAAAUGUGCAGGCCUCCUAAAAGGUACAUUUCAUGUUCAGCCCACUCAGGAAGCAAAUAUGGGGCUGCUUGUGCACCAACGUGUCAAAUGCUGGCCACUGGAACCAACUGUAUCCCUACCAAGUGUGAAUCAGGAUGUGUUUGUGCAUCUGGACUAUAUGAGAAGCUAGAUGGUACAUGCGUGCCUCCUGAGGAGUGUCCUUGUGAAUAUGGUGGCAUUUCAUACGCAAAAGGAGAAAAUAUUAACACUGAAUGCAGUACAUGUACCUGCACAAGAGGAAAAUGGAAGUGUGUUCAGAAUUCCAGGUGCUCUUCAACAUGUAGUCUUUAUGGGGAAGGUCACAUCACUUCUUUUGACGGACAGCACUUUGCAUUUGAUGGCAACUGUGAAUACAUAUUAGCCAUGGAUGGUUGUGACAUGGCUAAAUCCCCCCAUACAUUUAAAAUAGUGACUGAAAAUGUUGUCUGUGGAAAUACUGGGGUCACAUGUUCCAGAGCAAUCAAGAUCUAUCUUGGGAACCUGACAAUCAUCUUGGCAGAUAGAACAUUUACUGUUUAUGGUAGCAAUCCUCGGACACAUUUCUUCAUAGAAGAGAAUACGCUCCACUUGAUUAUUCAGAUCACAAUCCCUGGCAAAUAUAAUAUGACUCUGAUCUGGAACAGGAACAUGAAUUUAUUCAUCAAGCUUUUCAGAGAAACAAAGGACCAUCUUUGUGGUUUAUGCGGUAAUUACAAUGGAAACAUAAAAGAUGAUUUUGAAACACGGAGUAGAUACACAGCAUCCAACGAAUUUGAGUUUGUCAAUUCCUGGAAAGAGAAUCCUCUCUGUGGAGAUGUGUUCUUUGUAGCUGAUCCAUGUAGCAAGAACCCCUAUCGCAAAGCGUGGGCUGAGAAACAAUGUUCUGUUAUCAACAGUCAAGUAUUUGCCCCCUGUCACAGUAAGGUAUACUGGAUGCCUUACUAUGAAUCUUGUGUCCGAGACUCAUGUGGAUGUGACAGUGGAGGAGAUUGUGAAUGUAUGUGUGAUGCCAUUGCAGUCUAUGCAAAAGCUUGCUUAGAUGUUGGUGUCUGCAUUGAUUGGAGAACCCCUGACUUCUGCCCUGUAUACUGUGACUUCUUCAACACCCAUAGGAAGAUUGGCAUGGAUUAUAGUUAUGUUAAUGAAGUAAAUUGUACCUGGCAUUAUCGCCCCUGUAAAUGUCAAAAUAUGUUACCAGUAACAGAAGUCAACAUUGAAGGCUGUUACAACUGUUCACGUGGCAAGUUCUAUGAUUUAAAGAAGGGAGCCUGCAUACCCUGUGAACUGCCACCUGUACCCCAUUCAACAACUAUAGCAGCCACAACAACCCCACCACACACCAUAGGUACACUGGAAACUACAGCAAGUUCAUCUCCUUCUACAGUGUCGAAAACCACUGUUUCCACAGAAUCCACAAUAUCAAGCACUUUGAAGACCACUUCCACUACCACAAGGCCCCAAAUCAGUACCAUGAUCUCUACACAUUUUACUGAAACCUCAGAAAAAACUUUAACAACCAUAGCACCUACAUCAACAGCUUCCACAAGGAAAAGUAGCACACCAAAAACAACAAUAACAACUUCAUUGACAGUAACAACAAAAACUACUAAAUUGACACAAACAACAAGAACCAGCACAUAUCAACCAACAAUGACUACUCAAAAAAAAACACCAAAGACAGACCAUCCAGCCACAAAGACUGUUCCAACACAGCCGUCAUAUAUAAAUCAGACAACAACCAAUACUUCACCAUCAAAAUACAUUACUUCCACACCUGUAACAACAGCAGAAACAACUAGAACCACGAAAACAACAGCCAGGUCUCCCUGUCCAACCCGGAGAACCACGCCAUCGACGAAAAGCACCACCACCACCACACCUAAAACCACAAAACCAAUCUCUACCCUGAGCGUGCCCACCCCUCCUUCCACCAAAUCCACGCCAAGUAGCGCGCCCACCCCGACAAGCACAACCCCCACCCACACCUCCACCCCACCACCCCCCCCCACCACCUCCACCCCCCGCACAACCCCCCCCACCCCUACCACUCCCACCACCUCCUUGCCCAGCAGCACCCCUCCCGUCACCCCCUCUACCACCACCCUGACGACCAAGACCCCGGCCCCUUCGACACCGAGCACGAGACCAAUCAGGACCAGCAGUGCCACGCCCAAAACCACAACACCAAUCUCUACCCUGAGCGUGCCCACCCCUACUUCCACCGAGUCCACGCCAAGUAGCGCACACACCCCGACAAGCACCACCCCCGCCCACACCUCCACCACCCCCGCCACCUCAACCACCUCCAGCACCAGCACAACUCUACCCACGACUCCAAGCCCGCCUCCCACAGUGACCUCCACCUCCACCAGCAGCCCGGUCACCACUCCCACCACUACCACUCCCAUUACUACCACUCCCACCACCUACUUGCCCAGCAGCACCGCUCCCGUCACCCCCUCUACCACCACCCUGACGACCAAGACCCCGGCCCCUUCGACGCCGAGCACGAGACCAAUCAGGACCAGCAGUGCGACUCCAAAGACCAGCCCACCACUUCCGACGCCCACCGCUACAGCUUCCACCCCUCCGACCGCGGUCCCCAGCAGCAGCACCCCGAAAACAACGCCGACCCCCUCCCCCUCUUCGACCGCCAGCACCACGCCAUCGACGCAGAGCGCCACCACCACCACGCCCAAAACCACAACACCAAUCUCUACCCUGAGCGUGCCCACCCCUACUUCCACCGAGUCCACGCCAAGUAGCGCGCCCACUCCGACAAGCACCACCCCCGCCCACACCUCCACCACCCCCGCCACCUCAACCACCUCCAGCACCAGCACACCUCUACCCACGACUCCAAGCCCGCCUCCCACAGCGACCUCCUCCUCCCCCAGCAGCCCGGUCACCACUCCCACCACUACCACUCCCAUCACUACCACU